Messenger RNA from Onychomys torridus (southern grasshopper mouse), 1317 nucleotides. Its product is annotated as gamma-secretase subunit APH-1B. Gene Ontology annotation, molecular function: protein-macromolecule adaptor activity. Bases 162 to 935 code for a protein of 257 amino acids. Lineage: Eukaryota; Metazoa; Chordata; Mammalia; Rodentia; Cricetidae. Gene Ontology annotation, cellular component: endoplasmic reticulum; membrane; gamma-secretase complex. The record is from RefSeq and is a predicted model, not a curated record. The transcript is spliced from 6 exons. Gene Ontology annotation, biological process: Notch signaling pathway; positive regulation of catalytic activity; Notch receptor processing.
CGCCCUCCGAGCUCCGCCCCGCCCACCGCUCUGCUUUGCAGCGGAGCAUCUCGAGGAGACCCCGCCUCCUGCUCUGAGCACAGAGUACCCGGCCACCCGCUAAGUCUGCGCCCUACGCACCUCGGGUCCUCAGGCUCCCUGGACUGGCUUCCGCGGUCGCCAUGACGGCGGCCGUGUUCUUCGGUUGCGCCUUCAUCGCCUUCGGGCCCGCGCUCGCUCUCUACGUCUUCACCAUCGCCACCGACCCUUUGCGCGUCAUCUUCCUCAUCGCCGGAGCUUUCUUCUGGUUGGUGUCUCUUCUGCUUUCCUCUGUUUUCUGGUACCUAGUGAGAGUCAUUACUGACCACAGAGAUGGACCGAUACAGAAGUACCUGCUCAUCUUCGGAGUGUUGCUCUCUGUCUGUUUCCAAGAACUGUUUAGGUUUGCGUAUUACAGGCUGUUAAAAACAGCCAAUGAGGGUUUGAAAAGCAUAAACCCUGAGGAGACAGCACCCUCAAUGCGACUGUUGGCCUAUGUUUCUGGCUUGGGCUUUGGAAUCAUGAGUGGAGUGUUUUCCUUUGUGAACACCCUGUCUAACUCGUUGGGACCAGGCACAGUGGGCAUUCAUGGUGAUUCUCCUCAGUUCUUCCUUAAUUCAGCUUUCAUGACGCUGGUGAUCAUAAUGCUGCAUGUGUUCUGGGGCAUUGUGUUUUUUGAUGGCUGUGAGAAGAAAAAGUGGCACACCCUCCUUACAGUUCUCCUGACUCACCUGCUGGUGUCCACCCAGACCUUCCUAACUCCUUAUUAUGGGGUAAAUCUGGUGUCAGCAUAUAUAAUCAUGGUGGUCAUGGGCAUCUGGGCAUUUUUUGUUGCUGGAGGUAGCUGCCGAAGCCUGAAACUCUGCCUGCUCUGCCAAGACAAGGACUUCCUCCUUUACAACCAGCGCUCCAGAUAACCUCUGACAGUCAGCACCUCCAGACAGCAGCCUGGAUGCAUGUUUGGAGGCACAGCUGUGCCCUUUUCUAAAAACCCUUUCUCCUGGAACACAGAAGCAGCAGACUAUCUAGCCUGCACCUGUCCCUGAGCUUUCACACAGCAGCCUCUGGAAGAGCUGCAGUGUGGCCUGCAGCCUGGCUGCACCUUUGAGGCAUCUGGGGAAGCAAAGACUGAUGCUUCUGAAUUUCCCCUCCAGAUCUGAUCAUCCUGGGUGUGCAGUGCAGCUGAGAACCACUGGGGUCCACUGGGAAGUUCUCAGAACACCCAAGGAGAAUGAGGUGUGGUAUUUAACUGUCUCGAAGUCAACUCCUGCUGAGCAAGUAAAUUUCUGGAUGUAGUAA